Molecule: messenger RNA, 1001 nt
Organism: Ilex paraguariensis (yerba mate)
Lineage: Eukaryota; Viridiplantae; Streptophyta; Magnoliopsida; Aquifoliales; Aquifoliaceae
Source: the annotation of a GenBank genome assembly
AAAGCAACCAAACUUCUUCACGAGUUCCAUUACAGUUAGUUUCCCUAUAAUUAAUUGAUCUUCCCUUGAAUACUACUACUAAAGAAAUGGAAUAACCUUAUUUAUAAACUCAUCAAGAGUUGAUUUUUAGGGUUCCUAAACUAAAUAGUUCAUCUGGAUCACUGGAUGGACAGUUGAUUUUUUUGGGUUCAAUCAAAUCUCCUCAAUUACACAGAUCCAUAACAAUAGACAGAUAAGUUCUUCUGUAUUGUCUUGAUCUGGGUUUUGAAAAUGGGUAAGAUUUGUGAAGCCUAGUUUUUUCUUGGGGCCCUUUGAUUGGAGAAAAGGGCCCUGUGGUUGUUGAAGAGGAAGCUAAAGAGAGAGAUUUUUGGAAAAAGCGAAGAUAUGAAGGAGUUGAUAGGGAGUCCUGGGACUAAGAGCGGGCUGAUUCUGAGGAUUGGGCAGUGUUUAUUUGCAGCUGCUUCAAUCGGAGUUAUGGUCUCUGCUGUGGGGUUCUCUAACUACACUGCUUUCUGCUACUUAAUUGCGUCUAUGGGGCUUCAAGUAUUGUGGAGCUGUGGCCUUGCAUUUCUUGAUGUCUAUGCUUUGAGGAUAAAGAGAGACCUCCAAAAUCCAGUGCUAGUCAGCCUAUUUGUCGUGGGUGAUUGGGUGACGGCUACUCUAUCACUUGCAGCUGCAUGCUCAUCUGCGGGGAUUGCAGUUUUAUACGAAAGAGACUUGAAUUUUUGCAGUGGUUCAACGCCUCUCCCAUGUAGCAGAUUCGAGCUAUCCAUUGCUCUGGCUUUUAUUACUUGGUUCUUUAUUGCCAUAUCUUCUCAUGUGAUGUUUUGGGUCUUGGCCUCCGUUUGAAUAGCUUUGUGCUCUUCUUCCCUCUCCCACUUGACAUUGUACAACACCCUCUCUUUCACAUGUAAAUCUAAUUGUUGUACUCAUAUUACUUGUUUUCUGGCAAUCGUAAAAUUUUUCUUUUACGAUUGCAACGAGUUCUCGUUCAAUUUUUA